Molecule: messenger RNA, 6749 nt
Organism: Neoarius graeffei (lesser salmon catfish)
Lineage: Eukaryota; Metazoa; Chordata; Actinopteri; Siluriformes; Ariidae
Gene: relt
Product: RELT TNF receptor
Exons: 12
Coding region: 332-1555 (407 amino acids)
Biological process (GO): apoptotic process
Molecular function (GO): protein binding
Source: RefSeq, a predicted model, not a curated record
UUCUUCCUACCGGCUUUUCUUUUUGUAUUAUCUAUUAUGUACAUUUUUCCCCCUUUUCUUCCCUUCUUUUGUCUUGGUUUUAAAGCUAAGGCUUCCAGAGCUAUGAUUAUAGUGGAACACUAACUUAUAGUGAAAAAUACAACCUUAAUCAGCACCAACCACACUACAUCCAUCUGCAAAGGUUGUCGGGUGUCUGUUCCCUUGGUACGCUGAGCUUGGUGGCAUGGUGCCAACCUGGAAUUUGCACCUCUGAUCUUCUCUCUGCAGAGACCAAACCAGUUUAAAACCAGAUCUUAUGUUGAAAGAAGGUUAAUAGAAGAUCGUCUUGAAGAUGAUGAGGAAUCACCUUCGCUGCUCAGCGCUGUUUUUUAUGCUCCUGUGGCUGUGGGUGGUGCUGGCUGCUCCAUGUCAGACGGGUCAGGCAUGUGUGUGUCUGCACUGUCCUAGUGGCCAGGAGCCGUCCACGGCGUGCAGCGAAGUUGAGGGUCCUGAAGCAGUAGUGGAGUGUCGUCGUUGUCCACCAGGCACUUUCUCAGACUCCCAUGAUCCACAUCAGUGCACUGUACACACACAGUGCAGGAGCCUGAACCGUCAAUUGGUGAUGCCUGGCACCUCGGAAUCUGAUGCGGUGUGUGGAGCCUGUCUGCCUGGGUUUUACUCUGCCCUGGGUAAACAGAGUUCCUCCGCCCUACGUCUCUGCAAGAGGACAUCUCUGCUGCGUUUGCGGCGUAAUGCAGGAAAGAGUGCCAGAGCGGGUGACACCGGAUCAGGUGGAGCAGGAGUGGGCAGGGCUAACAGCACAGCUGUGCAUGCAGCAGAGGACAAGACUACAGAGUAUGCUGUGUUUGCUCUCGUCCCUGUGUUCUGUGUGAUGGGCCUGCUGGGCAUCCUAUUCUGCAACCUACUCAAGAAGAAGGGCUACAAUUGCACAACAGAGAAGGAGCGUGCGGAGGUGGAGGAGGCAGGCACACUGCAGAAAGAGGGUAAUCCUUGCCCUUACGUUAUAGAAGACCAGAAUGAAGACACCAUAAGUGCAUUGGUGCGCCUCAUCACAGAAAAGAAAGAAAAUGCAGCUGCCUUGGAAGAGAUGUUUCUGGAAUAUGAGAAGAAGCAGACGUCUGGUAGCAAAAGAUCAUCAAUCAAGUUCCCUGGCUUCCUCCAGUUCCGCUCGUUGUCCAAGUGUUGUACCCACCAUCAACACCUUCACACUAUCAACGGUUUGGCCCCACAUUCUGGUCUCAGCUGCUCACGCUGCAGUCAGAAAAAAUGGCCACAAGUGCUGUUGCCCCUCACCAUCAACACAAAUAAGACAUCCUGUGCCACAUCUAUCCCUUCUUCGCCUGGUGACGGAAGGGUCCACAAUGUCGGAAGGUUUCAGGUGGCUCAGAUCCUGGAGGGUGACCCAGUCCCUGUGGCAGAGACCCCAGCACAGUCCAGUGACACUGAUUCGUUAGACUCUACCCCCAUGGAGCCUGCUGAAGAUUUAUCCCUUCUAGGCGCAUCCUCUAACACAAACUCUCCCUCCUCAAAGAGCAGACAGGAUGUGAAUGAGUGAGUGAAUGAACAAGUGGAAGAAAAAGUGAAGCACUACAGGACUACAUCAACACCACAUUGAAUACAGUGUCAUCAGUGGGCUCCUAAGGAAGUGUCGAGGCUGAAACAGGAUGGGAAGUAUAUUCACCCCUAUGGGGAGUUUGCCUUGAAUUCUGGAAAACAGCAGCUGGUCUUUUAUAAGAGCUUUUGAAGAUUUUUUUUAUGUGUAAAAAAAAAAGGAAAAUUUGCCUCAGGCCUUGUCCCACCAUGUAGAUGAAAUAACUGUCCCUUCUUAAAGUUAAACACUGGUUCACUAGAAAUAUAGAGAAUAUCCAUCAAAAGUCCUACGAAUAUUGAAUGCAUUCUACUCAACUAACAUUGAUAGAUCACAUUAGAUAAUCUAAAAGACAGUGCCUGGCAUUUCAGGAAAUACUCAGCUGUUUUAUAUUCCAGCCUCCAAAACAGGUACAGCCUAUUAUGUCGUUAAAAGACUUAUUUCACUGCUGUAAAUAACUUCUUAUAUGUAUAGUGUAGAAUGUAUGCUGGUAUUAAUGGUUAUUUUGUAUUAGGAGUACAUGAAGCUCUUUUAUUCUAUAGACCUUGAUGAGUGGCAUUAAUUUUGUUCUCUUGAAGAGACAAUGCUCACCUCCGUUUUAUGUCUGAUUUGCCUGAAUAAUAUGAUUGAAACUCAUGAUGCAUUAGAAUCAGUUCCUGUCUUGGGGAUGGAAUUGGGUCAUGUUUUAACUCUUAAGAUCAGAAAACCUAGAUGCAUUAUGCAGCAUUUAGCUGCCUUGCUGUUGAUCAUGAUCCUUCCACUUUUUGUUCAAUACAUCAAACCUUAAAGGAGAUAUGCAGAACCUUUAUUUUUAAAUACAUUUCUGAGUGGAUAGUAUCUCCAUCCUUGACUCUUGUAUGCUGCAUAAUUGGGAAUAAUUUUUUUUUUUUUUUGAAAGUUAAAAUCGACCGCAAAGUUGGCACUUGAGCUGCCCCGCUGAGCCAGCCAGCCCUGAGUGUGUGAUGUCACAGCGGGAACCAGUGCUAUAGACCAAAGCCAGACUCGGCAGAUGAGAGUGGUUACAAUGGCCUCUUUGUUCGGAUUUAUUGGAGAUUCUUCGGAUUCCUCAGAUAGUAGUACAUAUGACUGAGAUAGUCCUGAAAUUGGAGUGUGUGUACAUGCUACUGCUAUACACGUAGAACCAUAUCACUUCGAACCAUCGGAAAGUGAAUCCAAUAGUAACACAUCGGCCAUGGAGGCCCCCAACUUACAAAAUAAAGCCAGAGAACAAAGCCGUCUAGAGAAUUGGAUGGAAUUGAACUGACAGUCUCAUGUGACUCUCAUUAAAACCGGAUAGGUGUUAUAACUUAUGCAAUGUACAUGCAUGCAUUUUCACUGAUGAAAUGUAAAAGGCUAAUUAAAUAAUCAGAUGAACUGAGACAAUCACAUUCUGAAGCAAAUUAAAUAAUCUUAUACCGGUAACUUAAACACACAAUACAAGUUACAUGUAUUAAUCUAAAUGCAGGUAAACAACAAAUAUAUUGUUGUUUUUGUUAUGUAACCAACUGAGAGUCACAUCUUACCCGUCUGUGUUCUCUCUUCUUGACAGCCGAGCUUGUGGACAAUUGUUUUGAAACAAUCUGACUUUCAUUUCUUUGUUCAUUCGCUUCUUCCACGUAAGGGUGAGAUAUUGCUGCUGAGGCAAGCAUAUCCAGCGGGGGGGAAAAGGCAUAUCCAGCGGAGAAAUCUGACAACUGGUCCACUUAUUCUCCGUUUUCUCCAUACUGAGUACUCCGCCAUUACUGCUCAGCUCACACUCCGGGGGAACUGGUGCAACUGAACUUACUUUCCUUUUCUUGUAGUUUUCUUUUCCUUUAAUUGUUGGUACUGCACCGUCUUUCAAUAUGGGCUUAUAGUCAAUGCUCCUCAACAGAUCAGAAGUUUCGUACGAGUCCUCAGUAAAAUAUGCAGAGCAGAGGAGAGACCACUUCAUAGGCGCCCAAUCUGUGAAUUUCUCGCAAAACACGUCCAAAUCUUUGCAGUUUGAACAUUCUUGGGCCAUGAAUGCGACAUAAAUCCACCUUCUGUCGUGUUGCUGCACUCGCCAGCAACACAUCUACAUGGCAUGGCGAUAAAUUAGCUCAAAAUGAAGGAUCGGAGUUGCAGUUAGAUCUGUGUUUUAGUAUAGCGGAAAUGGUGAUGAGACCGAUAGACUUCCUGCUGUCACAUCACAGAUGUCAAGGUCAUUCAGUCAGACCGCUACCUAUAUGAAUCACUUUAAUUGUAAAAAUUACUAUAUUAGAUUUAUUGUUAAUGCUUAAAACUAUUCCUAUGCCAUUCUUGAGGUCUGAAGGCAUUUAUAAACAAAAAGUGAGGCCAUGGUUCUGCGCAUCUCCUUUAAUGUUUUUCAUGCACUGAUAGGAGAGGUAAGGUUUGAAAUUUUCAUAGUAGGAUAACCUAGUGUUAAAAUAUCAGUUUCAUGGUAUCAUGGUAUUAAUCAACCAUUUAAAAAUGCACAAGUUGGUGGGGAAAAUUAUAAUGAAAGGUUUUUGUUUUGUUUUUUAACAGUGAUUUUCCAUAAAAUCUCCUCACCGAUGUUUGUCACAUUUGUUAAAAAGCAAAAGCUUAAAGAAUGAUUCUCCAAAGCAACUCUAUCAAUCAAUCAUGUCAAGCAAGCUCGGACCCCCAUGACCUUGCCUCUCCAACCGACUUUAUCCUGCAUUGUCACAGGCAAUUCUUCUACUAGGCAGCCCGUUUCGUCCCGCAAUUGACCGAUGUAGGUACGUGUGGGACAACCCACUGAAGUGGUACCAUGUUUGGGUUGCCAUAGAAAUAAAUCGCUAGCCAGCUCUUCCUUGUUGUGCCAGCAGUGGCCAGCAAACUGUAAUCUUCUCUCCUGGAUGGUUGCCGAUAUGGGGGGAAUGAAUGUAGUUCUUUAUUUCUUAUAUGGUCUUUCCAGGAGAUAUUUAGAGCAGUUCUCAACAUUCUUGUAAAGGCACCGUUGAGUGAGGAUUGGAGUUUGGAGGUGAGUGUCCAGGUGGUUGACCCAUAAACCAGGACAGAUUCAGUGGUGGAUCUGAAGAAGUUACAUUUUGGUCUGAUGGAAGGUUGGAUUUCCAAACUUUAUCCAAGCUGUUUAAAGCUCUCCAGGCUUUUCCGAGAUGAAGCUCAACGUCUCUCUUAGAGGAUGCAAUGUUGCUGCCUAGAUAUAUGAACUCAGCAGUCUCUUUGAUAUCAUCACCGUCCAGCAAUUUGAUGGUGACUUCUACAUUGUAGGACAUUAGUUCCAUUUUGCAUGUAUUUACGUACAGGCCAAUCGAGCGAGCUGCGUCUUCAACAAAGUGAAGUAGAGUGGUGGCAUCUUCUAUAUUGUCAGCAAAAAGGAUGAGGUCAUCAGCAUAGUCAGUAUCAGUUAUUUUCUAUUCUGGAUAACGCUGACUCCAGGCUCCUUCCAGGGUGAACCCAAGUUCUCUAUGCUCAUCUGCUAAAAUUUGGAGCAUGUAGUCAAGGCAGAUAACAAACAGAUAAGGGGCAAGCAUGUGUCCUUGCUGAACCCCUGCAAGGAUGUUAAAGAAGUCGGUGUCCCCAUCAGGAGAGCAGACAAUGGACCAAGUAUUGCUGUACAGCAUCAUGAUUGCAUUGACUGAGAGUCAUAGCCAGACAUAAAAGGUUCCACUGGAGCAAGUGGUCAUGUUAAAGAAAAAAAAGAAAGAAAUAGAUUAAAAUGUGUUUAUGGUUAUUUUGAAAUGAACCGUAAGGAAAUCAUCCAAUCAUACAUGUACAUAACUGUGAAACUGUGAUACCAUAACAACCCUGAUCAACCGGGGCACUAGAAAUACAUUGCAAUUGGCUCAGAAGACUUUUUUCACGCUACCUUCCUCUUCCUAAGGUGUUUAGCCCACACAUUGCAGUUUAGAGCAAAACAGUAAGGUUUGAAAGAUCAGGGGAAAAAGCUAAACUGUGUCACACUGUGGCCUUUUAUGACUGUUCUAGCCUGUUCUUUCUCCACGAUCUUGAUAUUGUGAAGAUAUUAGAAUAAUUAGUAGAAACGUUCAUGAUUUAGCUUUAUUUUUUUAUUUAUAAUUCCUAAGAAAAUAUAUUGUUUAAUAGACAGCUUUUGAGAGAAAGAAAAUUUUGUCACUUUGACAGCUUACCAAUGCUAGCUAGCUAAUUUCAUACACAGGUUGCACUAGCUUUCUUAAUUUAACCAUGCGAACGACUUCUUGUAAGCUAAUACUUGAACACACAAAACUGUUAAUCCAAGCAGCAUCGACAAUGUUAUCUCCGAGAUGCAUUUAGAACAGUAUACAUUUUUGGAAAAUUAAAGAAGAAGAAAAAAAACUGAAAGUUGGUGUACCAAAUGCUUCACAAUAAUAAUACGGUAUUUGUUGAAUAUCACAAUGUAUUGGCACAUGUCUAACCUAGAGUUAAACUUUUGUUUUAAAGUAAAGCGCAAUAUAAGGGGGCAUUAAUGGCCCAUCAAACCACUGUGAUAUCCCAUGGUGCAUCAUCAAAGCUACCUCCCUGUGUAACUAGUUAUCACUUAUAUUUGCCUACAAAUUAUUUUGUUCAUUUUUUUUCAUCCUUGCACAAUUAGCAAGAGGCCUCUGCAUGUGUGAGAGUUUACACUAAAACAAUGGCCGCUGAAUGCAUAAGAAUCUUGUUUUCAACAAAGAUACUGGUGGUAUAGCUGAAAUACGCACAAAAAUACUCAUGCACAAGCCUGUGCUUUGACAAAGCCAUGAAAGAGAUGAUGAAACUAAAUGAACUUAAUUGGUUCUGGUGUACGGCAGAUAUCAUCGCUCCUCUACUAGUAUAAAGCUCGCUGAAAACUACAGUGUGGAAAUACUAUCGUCAAAAAUGUGAUCAUAUGAAUUGCAGUGAUAUUCAAAGAUUGAACAAAUCUCAGAUUUUCAUGUAAAUGUUUUCCAUAUUUUAUUUUGAUGUUUAGUUUUGAAUUUUGAAAACUCACGAUGGCAACCCAUGUUACAAGCAACACUGUUACUGCCAUCUACAUGCACAUUUUAUAAAGAAUAAACUUUUAUACAUUGUUUUCCAUUCAGCCCUGAAAACAAACAGUAUUUUAUUAUAUUUUUAGGAUCUGACAUUUGUGGGUUCUCCCAUACUUAUUAAGGUGUUAAUAAUGAGACUGAUGUAAUGAGAAUGGAAAGAAAAGAGAAUCUGCAUCAUUGUUGCAUUUUAUUUAUUUUCAUUAUAACCU